Messenger RNA from Poeciliopsis prolifica (blackstripe livebearer), 3623 nucleotides. It is a transcript of the gene kcnk15, whose product is annotated as potassium channel, subfamily K, member 15. The coding region runs from base 200 to 1489 and encodes 429 amino acids. Gene Ontology annotation, molecular function: potassium ion leak channel activity. The transcript is spliced from 2 exons. NCBI's taxonomy places the organism in Eukaryota, Metazoa, Chordata, Actinopteri, Cyprinodontiformes, Poeciliidae. Gene Ontology annotation, cellular component: membrane. Gene Ontology annotation, biological process: potassium ion transmembrane transport; stabilization of membrane potential. The record is from RefSeq and is a predicted model, not a curated record.
UAGGCUACAUACGCAUUUUUAUACACACACUCAAAGCCGUUCAAACCGCACUUGCAGGCUUUAUUUUCCUGCCUGCCCGCCUCCGCUGCUUUGCUUGAACGCAACAGGCUGCAGCGUCGAUGUGAUGACUGUACGCUGAAAAGCCGCACCACCUGUAACUGCAGCCUCCCCACCUUCUCCUUCAUCCUCCGGACUCCCCAUGCCGACACCGAGGAUGAAGAAGCAGAACGUCCGGACCCUCUCGCUCAUCCUCUGCAUGUUCUCCUACCUGCUGGUCGGCGCCGCGGUGUUUGACGCGCUGGAGUCCGAGUCGGAGAACUCCCGCAGGCGCAUCUUGGAGCAGAAGCGCAGUGAGAUGAAGAGGAAGUACCGCUUCUCCGAGGACGAUUACCGCGAAAUCGAGCGAGUGGUGCUGCAAGCGGAGCCCCACCGCGCCGGCAGGCAGUGGAAAUUUGCUGGCUCCUUUUAUUUUGCCAUUACGGUCAUCACGACCAUAGGGUAUGGACACGCUGCACCAGGAACAGAUGCAGGAAAAGUCUUCUGCAUGUUCUACGCUGUUCUCGGCAUUCCACUCACUCUUGUGAUGUUCCAGAGCCUUGGAGAGAGAAUGAACACGUUCGUCCGCUACCUCCUCCACAAAAUGAAGCAGUGCCUGGGUUUCAGACGCACUGAGGUGUCCAUGGAGAACAUGGUGCUGGUGGGCUUCUUGUCCUGCAUUGGAACGCUGUGUGUGGGAGCCGCAGCCUUUUCCCACUUUGAGGGAUGGAGCUUUUUCCAUGCGUAUUACUACUGCUUCAUUACUCUCACCACUAUUGGCUUUGGAGACUUUGUGGCCCUGCAGAAGAAGGAGGACCUCCAGGAGAAAACGCCUUACGUCGCCUUCAGCUUCAUGUACAUUCUGGUGGGGCUGACGGUAAUUGGAGCUUUUCUCAAUUUGGUGGUCCUGCGUUUCCUCACCAUGAACACCGAGGAUGAAAGACGGGAUGCUCAGGAGAGAGCUUCACUCAAGAGAGGCAAGGGUCUUUUAGAGGGGCCCACUGGCCUCCAUGUUGUUGGUGAACAGAGGGAGAGGACCAGCAGGGACAGCAUGGCGCACGGCCGCAGCCACAGCAUGCUCUUCCUCCCCAUGCAGGAGGGAACCAGUCGCACCAACCUCAUUCCUUCCCCAGCUGAGGACACAGAAAGGCAGCAAAGUCCCUGCAGGCACAGGCUGCAUUUUCGGAUCAAGCCAGGAAGACGGAGGGAGGAGACGAGCUUCAGCUCCCUCUGCUCCUCCUGCGUGUGUUACCGCUCAGAGGUUUGUGACGACCCCGUGGUGAACCACAGCAAACACCACGGAGGCCACAUUAACUCAGUUUACUACAACUCAGUCUCCUACAGGAUCGACGGCUGCUCAUCGAGAUCCAGGGACAAUACUGGACUCUCCUCCCCUAGAAGCAAUGAGCACAGCUUCCAGGAGUUCAGUAGUUUCAGGAGGAAGUCGGUGUAAAGGGCAUUAUUGGUUGGGGGGUGGGGGGGGGAUUUGCAAUGACAAAAAGCUGUAUUUAUUUAUUUGUUAGAUUUUUUUUUGCGCAUGACAGAAUUCUGUUUGUUGAAUAAACUGUCCCUUGUAGCUACUGAAACUGAUUUCAUUCAUAAAGCAGGAAUGUCUUUGCUCCUUGUUACUGUAUAAAUAUAUAUAUGUUGUGGAUUAUGCUGUUUUGCUUGCAUGUAGCAAUGCAUGCUAAAAAGAAUGUAAAGCACUCAAUGUGAAUGCAGGAGAGCUACAUUUUAUUUAUUUUUUUUGUCAACUUUAACACAGAUUAAGACUCAAAUCUUUGACUUAAAGACUUUACAUUCUCUGCAAUAACUGAGGAAUCUGUCGGCUUAUAAAAAGAACAAAUGUAGACCAAAUCAGAACAUUUCAAACUUCACUGUUUGUCAUUAGUGACACCCAGAGAAAAUUUCUGAUAAAAAAUAUAAAGAAAUUAUUUCGACACAAUGUGUUGAGAACAAGCCGCAAAAACUCAACGAGGUCAUUCUUUCCUCACAGCUCCACAAGAGACAACAAAUUUCUGAGUUUAUGCAGAAUAUGUAAUGAUGACUUCAAACUCGACUUACACUCGCGGUUCGAGAAUCGAGUCUCAUGUAAUGGAGGUGAACAGUUAACCUGUAGCUCAUUUUAGUAGGUGACUAAUAAUGCUACCUAGUAAAGUUUCAAGUUGUUCUGUUUUGGUUUCCUGCUAAAACUGAUCACCAUUUAGUUUAGUAACUACGACGAUAGUGUAGUUCUGAUGCAAUAGGGUUGUGUUCAAUUAAUUAAUCAGGAAUGUUUGCGGGCCAAGGACCAUUAACGACUCAUAGCUACCAGUUCAUAUCUAAUGUAGCAUCAUAAUAAUGACUGUAUGGAUGUCUCUCAUUUUGAGCUGUGACUGUGGGUUAUUUGAGAAGACACUCAAUUUAAUGUCUUUUUAGAUUGGAAACAGCAUUAAAAUAAAAAUGAGGGGUGGGCAGUUCAGACUCAAAGUUUUAUCACCAUAUUUUGUACAAUUGUGAUUUUUUUUAUCACUAAAAAUGACAAUAGGAACUAUACAUUACUUCAGUUCAACUAAAUAGACUGCAUGUCAGAGCAAUUGCAGAUUCACAAACAUAAAUACUGCUCUUGAAGAACGCCGGUCACAUAAAGGUCACAGUCACUGUGUUUAAUCAUGUUUUCAAUUUGAUUAAUGUUUAUUGAUCUGUACAAUAAGUUUGGUUUUUUUAAGCAUCAAUAAUUCUAAUUUAUCAUCACAACAAUAAAUCAAAAUCCUCACCGUGAUAAGAAAUUCAUCAGAAUGAUAAAUGAUACGAUAAAUUCCCACCUCUAUUGCAAAGAUUUGCACUGCCCUGUUCUUAUUGAAAACACUUCCUUAUUGAUUAAAUCAAAAACUAGUUUUAAUCUCAUUCAUGGAACAAUUUUAUAUUUUAAUUGGGGAGACAUUUUGUGUCUCAUAACAAUGAGUUAUCUCCAUAAUAGUAACUGUGGCUUGUGCCAUGCAUCCAGUGUGAGAACGGUCAGAGGAUUUAGAGACUCAUGACUUGACUUGAACUUGGAAAAAUGACUUGUGAACAUUUCUGCUUUAAUAACACGAAUGGGUAUAUUGUUUACCAGUGAAGAGAUUAAAAAAAAAAAAAAAAAACCCAGAGGGCUCUUGCUUAAAGAAAAGUCUUAAAUUUUCCUGCCAUAGAAAGAUGAUGUCAUAAUUCUAGUUUUAUAUUUAAAAAGCCUUAAAGAAGUUUAACCAAGCACAUCAGAUAAGUGACUAUUUUACUCGAUGAGAAUAAUACAAUAUUUUAUUACCUGGCAUUGGAGUGAGGCGGUGAACACUCCGAUGAAUGAAAAACUUUGUGUUGGUAGUUGAACUAACAUGGAUGUAGCUUGUAACAUAUAUGUAGCAGGUUAUUAAGGUCUGCAGACGUUUUUAUCUUCCAGCGACUGAAGGUGUUGUAGUCCUGACUGAUGUCAUUCUCUUCCAGUGUUGUUUGACUAAACCAAAUGAGCGUACCGUUGAAUGCGUUAUUUUAUUUAGACUCUUUCUUAUUGUACGUUGUUAAAGAAUUAUUAUUAUUAUUAUUUUUUUUUGAAAAUUCUGUAUUCAUUUGUC